Molecule: messenger RNA, 438 nt
Organism: Fusarium proliferatum ET1
Lineage: Eukaryota; Fungi; Ascomycota; Sordariomycetes; Hypocreales; Nectriaceae
Exons: 2
Coding region: 1-438 (145 amino acids)
Source: RefSeq, a predicted model, not a curated record
AUGAGCCUGAAACGUCGAGGAUCCGAGCUGGAUCGUGAAGCGAAGAAAAUGAAGUCUGACAACAGAAAUGGGGACGAUGCAGUCUCAUUCAGAAGUUGGGUGCAGGAUACCCAGGCUUCGCCUCGUCAGGCUGUCACUGAUUUGGCCGACUUGCCCCAAACGGCUCGCGAGCAAGUCAACUAUCUACUACAAGCUCUUAGUGAUAUCCCCCCAGAGACUCUGUACAAAGUCAAUAUCUUUGAUCAAAUCAACGCAAUCAACUCAGAUGGUGACUCGCCGCCUGGAUUUACAUUCAAGCCGCCUGAAAUAGAAAUCAUGGUUGGCCAUAAGCACGGAGGUGAUUCUACUCACGACUGCGAGGACCCCGCCUGCGAUAAAUAUUUCGCCAAAGCUAAAGCCAUACCUUAUGCCGAUGGUUACCGUUACUUUUCAGUCUAG